This is a messenger RNA of Daucus carota subsp. sativus, 3077 nucleotides long. Its product is annotated as protein CELLULOSE SYNTHASE INTERACTIVE 1. Gene Ontology annotation, molecular function: protein binding. The coding region runs from base 1219 to 2871 and encodes 550 amino acids. The transcript is spliced from 2 exons. The record is from RefSeq and is a predicted model, not a curated record. NCBI's taxonomy places the organism in Eukaryota, Viridiplantae, Streptophyta, Magnoliopsida, Apiales, Apiaceae.
AAAUUCCUUUUUUUUUUUACUAUCAUACAUUAACAUUGGCACUAUCAUCAGGGAACAGUAGUACAGUAUUACGUAGUUCUGAUAUACAGAGAAUAUGAUUUAGAAAAAAUGGUCUGGAAAUUUCAAUUAAGCUUUUACUUCAAGUUCGCUUUACUAAUUUUUGUACCAUGUAUUCUUAUUCAACUAUUUGUUUCGAUAAACAAGAUUCUUGUCCUAAAUUUGAUUGCAUGAAAAUCUCCAUCCCUAGUUCCGUACCAUUCCAGUAACAAAACAUAUCUUUACUUGAAAUUUUAGGCUCUCAUCAGUUUUUAUUUAUUCACAAUAGAAACUUAUGAUUUCAGUAUGGAUUAAAAUGAAGUGUAUGUCCUGUUUACUGGAGAUAAUUCAUAUUUGUGAAGUUUAUAUUAAACACACACUAAUUAUGAAUAUAAAGUUGUGGGUGCACUUAGGGUGAUUGAUGCUUCUUCAUUUGUCAUAAAGGUUGAGUCUUCAGUCUUGACACCCCACCAACUUUUUUCCUUUGUUGCAAAUUCUGUUCUGACCUUCUUAUAUGUGCUCUAAUGUGCAUGUUCAUAAAGUUUCUCCAGUCACUUCUAUAUCCUAUUGUUGUUGUUCAAAUUGCUGCAAUUAUUUUAGGUGGGGCUAUUUGAAUAAUUGUGUCUAGCCCUCUUUGUGUGCGUAUUCUCUUUGGUCCCAUACCAAGAUUUUAAUAGACUCUUCAUUCAAGCAAGCCCUACAUAGAUAGAGACUCUUUAUCCUCUCCCUAAAGUGAAGUUCAUCUUUAAUGUAAAAGUAUCACCAACUACUUAUGUAUUAAUACAGAACUUUGUAUAUUGCAAUAAACUAUCACUUUUGGAGCCUCAAGUACAAUCUUUGCUCUUAUAUCACAUAUACUCUUAAUUGGUAUCUUCAUGACUAUCUGGUUUAAUUGUUAGAAAGAAAAUUGUGAUGCAUAUCUUUUUUUUCCUAUGUUGUCCUUAAUGAUUUACGUAUUCCUACUAUAGGUUAAAGGGCAUAAGGUUGACAUAUUAAAGGGCAUUCUGUUACAAGUUCCAUCAGCUGUGAUAUCACACACUCAACUGUGGAACAUAUAUUUGUAAUAUAUGUUCUACAGUGAUCUGCAUUUGUGGUAAAACUUUUAAAUGCACUCAUGCAAGCUUUAUUAGGCUGCUUUUGUAUUCCAGUUCUUUCUUUGUCGGUGUUAGCGGAAUAUUGAUCAUGGUAGAAGACAAAAUUGAUGCACUGGUAGAUAUCCAGUCUGCAGAAGAAUUGUUAUUAAAUGCUCAAGAUCUUGUUCUGAUUGCACUUCAUAGAGCAAGGGAAGUUAAGGGAUUUUCGGCCAGGUGGAAAACCAUAAUAACUAAGCUGGAACUGGUCCCUGCAUGCUUAUCAGAUUUAUCGAGCCAUCCAUAUUUCUCAAAGAAUACGCUAUGCAAUGAAUAUUUACAAGCCAAUUUGAAGACACUUAAUGAAGCAAUUGCUUUGGCAGAGAUGUGCGGAAAGGAAAAUUAUAGAGGGAGGCUUCAGAUGCAGAGUGAUCUCGAUGCCUUAUCAGGAAAACUGGAUAUGAAUUUUAGAGAUUGUGGGCUUCUGAUAAAAACUGGGAUUCUUGGAGAAGUUGCUGUAAAUUCUAGAACGGAACUUGAGUUUAGUACAAGGGAACUACUUACCAGGCUUCAGAUUGGCCACUUGGAGGCAAAACAUAAGGCUCUUGAUGGUGUCCUUGAGAUUAUGCAAGAGGAUAUAAAGAAGGUAUCAGAAGUUCUUGGACGGAGCAAUAUUGCUGCUUUAGUUCACUUGCUCACUGCAACUUCUCAACGUAUCAGAGAAAAGACUGUUUCAGUCAUCUGCAGACUUGCGGAUUGCAAGUGUUUGGAGAGUUGGCUAGUAGAAGAAGGUGUUCUUCCACCUCUCAUAAGGAUCGUCGAGUCUGGCAGUGCAGUAGGCAAAAAGAAAGCUACACUUUCUCUUCAAAGACUGUCUGUUUCAGUAGAAACAGCUCGUUCAAUCGUUGAGCAUAAUGGAGUGCGCCCUCUGAUUGAAAUUUGUCAGACAGGUGAUUCUGUAACCCAGGCUGCGGCUGCUUGUACUUUGAAAAACUUAUCUGCUGUUCCAGAAGUACGCCAAUCUCUAGCUGAAGAAGGAAUCAUAAAGCUCGUGAUCACUCUCCUUGACUGUGGAAUUCUACCAGAGUCUAGAGAUCACGCAGCCAAGUGCCUCCAAAAUCUCACCUCAACUAACAACAAUCUUCGCAAGCUUGUCAUUUCAGAAGGAGGGAUACCUAGUUUGUUAGCCUAUUUGGAUGUUUCAUUGCCUCAAGACUCCGCGGUAGGUGCAUUGAGGAACCUGAUUGGUUCAGUCUCUGUCGACAAUUUGGUCUCAGCUGACCUCAUUCCAAGGCUUGUUCAAGUGCUCAAGUCAGGCUCACUGAACGCACAGAAGGCUGCAGCCACAGCAAUCUGUCGCGUUUGCAGCUCAAUAGAAAUGAAGAAAAUGAUCGGUGAGGCAGGAUGCAUCCCUCUGCUGGUCAAGAUGCUGGAUGCUAAAUCAGACAGUGCUAAAGAGAUAGCUGCACAAGCUAUUUCAAGCCUAAUGACUCUGCCGCGGAAUUGCAGAGAACUUAAACAAAAUGACAAGGCUCUGCUAAGUUUAGUCCAGUUGCUUGAGCCAAGUCCACAAAACACUGCUAAAAAGUAUGCAGUUUCAUGCCUUGUCUCAAUCUCCUCGAGCAAGAAGUGUAAGAAGCUGAUGAUUUCGUAUGGUGCUAUUGGGUAUCUGAAGAAGCUCUCGGAGAUGGACAUUCCAGGUGCAAAAAAGCUGCUUGAACGAUUAGAACGAAAGAAGUUGAGAAGUUUGUUUAGCAGGAGGUAGAAUAUAAGAUUUGUCAAUACCAAAUUUUCCAGUGAUAUGAUCACAUUGAUCAGUGUUCCAGUGUCAGUAUGGAACAAAUAGCUGAAAAUUGAAUAUGAUUAUCGUAAAGAAAAUAUUUUUACAGCAAUAUAAUUAAAAUUUUGAUUAUAUAUUUUUGUUCAAUAAAAAAAUAUAAAAAUUAUAUUUUUAACUACCCAUCAAAAUAG